Molecule: messenger RNA, 645 nt
Organism: Marmota monax (woodchuck)
Lineage: Eukaryota; Metazoa; Chordata; Mammalia; Rodentia; Sciuridae
Gene: Rs1
Product: retinoschisin 1
Exons: 5
Source: RefSeq, a predicted model, not a curated record
UUUCCUGUCUUAUUCUUUUGCUCAGCCACACUGGGAUUAUCAUCUACAGAGGAUGAGGGCGAGGACCCCUGGUACCAAAAAACAUGCAAGUGUGAUUGCCAAGGAGGAACAAAUGCUCUGUGGAAUGCAGGCGCUACCUUAGACUGCAUACCAGAAUGCCCAUAUCACAAGCCCCUGGGUUUUGAGUCAGGGGAGGUCACACCAGACCAGAUCACCUGCUCCAAUCCGGAGCAGUAUGUGGGCUGGUAUUCCUCAUGGACUGCAAACAAGGCUCGGCUCAACAGUCAAGGCUUUGGGUGUGCGUGGCUCUCCAAGUUCCAAGACAGCAGCCAGUGGUUACAAAUAGAUCUGAAGGAGAUCAAGGUGAUUUCAGGGAUCCUUACCCAGGGGCGCUGUGACAUCGACGAGUGGAUGACCAAGUAUAGUGUGCAGUACAGGAGUGAUGAGAGCCUGAACUGGAUUUACUAUAAGGACCAAACUGGAAACAACCGGGUCUUCUAUGGAAACUCAGAUAGAAGUUCCACAGUCCAGAACCUGCUGCGGCCCCCCAUCAUUUCCCGUUUUAUCCGCCUGAUCCCACUGGGCUGGCACAUCCGCAUUGCCAUCCGCAUGGAGCUGCUGGAGUGCGUCAGCAAGUGUGCCUGA